Messenger RNA from Oxyura jamaicensis (ruddy duck), 2943 nucleotides. RefSeq names its product lymphocyte antigen 6E-like. The transcript has 3 exons. The record is from RefSeq and is a predicted model, not a curated record. Gene Ontology annotation, molecular function: acetylcholine receptor inhibitor activity. Bases 1127 to 1498 code for a protein of 123 amino acids. NCBI's taxonomy places the organism in Eukaryota, Metazoa, Chordata, Aves, Anseriformes, Anatidae.
UUUAUUUAUUUUUGCAUGUUUUCUGCCUCUUCUCCUUCUGCAGCCCCAUCUCAUAAACCCCAGGUUGUGCAGACACAGCUGGAUACCUGUUAUCCCUUUCCUGCAGACCAACACUUGCAGGGUGGAGAAGGGGAGAGCAGGGAGCUGAGUGCCCAGGCAGAUUUAUUCAGAGGGGCUGCUCCUGCUUUGUCCUCUCUGCUCUUUGGUGCCUGGGCGUGUGGUGACUCACGGAGACAUCUGCUGAUUUGCUGCACCAAACCGCCUGAUGGCUCGUUCCUUGGAAGCAGAAGUGGGACAGGCGGUCAAACAGAGGCCCCAGGAGGGUUGAAAUUACCAACUCCAGCUCCACCCAAAUAGAUAAACAUGCAGAGAAAUGGUAAAGGCUGGGAACCUUACGUUUGACUGCUGUCCAGCAGGACUUUGGAUCGGAUGUUCCAUGUAGAAGGAGGACAAAGAUGUUUCUACCAAUUGCUCAGAUGUAGUAAAGCUGGAAACCACCCUCCAGUGUUCUGGCUCCUGUGUGUGAACCCCAAAGACAAUUGCUCCCUUGCCGCAGCUGUUCUCAAAACUAGGAUGUGGAGCAUUUAGGACUUUGUAACCAACCAGCAGCUUUUAUAGGCAACAGGAAAUUAUUAAACCUCUCAUGUUUGUAUUGCCAGCCAUGGAGACACAGCUAGGUCUGUCCUGACUGUAGGUACUGGGAGUUCUCCAGAUCUGACCCUGGAAAGGCUCUUGGCAGUCAUCCACCCCGAUGAAGCCAUCAAUUUGUGCAACUCACUGCCAUUUUGCUUUGAGUAGAUGCCUUCACUGAAUUAUCUGGCCACAGACCUGAUGAUCAGAUCGGAGCUGAACACUACAAAAAACCCCACUCGGACAUCAGUAGCACUUCUAGCCUGACCAUGGAGACAUUAAAGUAUUAAAAGCAAUAAAUGGAAUGAAUUGCCUUAGUGCUUUCACUCGUCUCCGGCCCCGUCUGACCAGCCUGAAGGCAACGCCGAGGUGAGAAAACAACCCACGUGCAUUCCUAUCCUGUCAAAUAACACAUGAUCCCUGCCCAUUCUUUCAAAAUUGCUGUCUUCAUAAUCACUCAGUCCAAACACAGUGAAGAUAUAUAUCCUGUCCCCAGAUGCGGGUGCUUUUCCUGGGCUGCGGACACGACUGGGAAACGAUGAAGGCCUUGCUCCUCGCCGUGCUGGCUUUGAUCCUAUGUGCAGAGCAAGCAGGUGCCCUGUACUGCUACACCUGCGAGUGGGAGCAAAGCAACUGGAGCUGUCUGAAGGCCCAGAAGUGCUCGGACAAGGAUGAGUACUGUGUGACAAAUGUUGCCUCCGUAGGGAUCGGCUUUGUGUCUCUGUGGAAGAGGAUCACCAAGAAGUGUUCUGGGAGCUGCCCGUACCACAACUUCAUGCUGGGUCUGGCCACCUACACCUCGUACUGCUGCCAGACCUUCCUGUGCAACCUGAGCGCCUGCCCGGGGCCCAGGCUAGCUCGCCCUUGAGAUGCUGGGGGGGUCCUGUGUCAGUGUCCUUCUCCACUGGUGGUGGGGAGAAAAGGGCUCCUGAUGGCCUGAAGAGCAUGGAUGGAUUCCCCCAGGAGGGUACGGUCACCAAGCACGCUGCAGAGUAGAUAAAGCAUUAUGGUCACCUGCCCUGUGUUGCCUCUCAACCUGUAGCUUCUUGCUUGCUUCUCAUGCCUGAGCUCUGCUGCCCCAGCAGAUCGGUGGAGAAGCAGCCGAGCUGUGUCCCCUGCAGCCAGGGGGAGGGUGAUGCUGCUCCUGCACGUGCUGAGCAUCUCCUGCAGCCUCACCUCUCCUCGGGCACAGCUGGAAGGUACACAGCAGGCAGCAGCUUCCCAGCCCUGGGGCAAAGGGGAGACCAAAAAUGAUGACCCUUCUGUGCCAACUCAAGGGAAAUUGUGCAAACUCACUGCUGGGAAAGGGAAAAACCUGCCCUGAGCGUAAAAUUCUGACCUUGUGAUGGGUACCAGCCACAGCUUUCCUCCCUUGCACCCCUCCCCUUCUCCAUACAGCCUCAUGCUCUGUGCCCCCAGUGACAAUCCCAGUGCCACCACCCCAUUAGCUCCUGGACACACCAGGCACACUCUGGGCUCUGCCCAUGGUGCUGCAUUUUUAUCAGAAUUAUGCUUAUCAUCACAUAUUCUCUGCAGUCUUCAUCCCCAUCUCCCCUUCCAGCAGCUGCCCCUUGGUCCUCCCUUUCUUGGCGCUGCCUUGCUCGCUUCUUGCUGCUCUUUGAGCCCAGUGACCCGACCCACCAGGACCCUCCUCUUGGCAAACCUGUCCUCCUCCAAGUCACUCAUUUACCCAUCCCUCAGACCUCCCCCAAAGCAACUGCAGGGUAAUGAGAAGUAUUUGGGUCGAGCUGGUGAGGAGCAGCGGAGGGAUUUAUAAGAGAAGAAUCCAGAUUUUUGAGAGGCCAAGCGUUUCAUGUAGAUGUUUCCAGAGGGUGCAGGUAAUAGAGGGUAAGAAGAAGCUGAGAAAUGGAUGGUGACGAUGGGACCUCAGGGAUUCCUCAUUGCCAGAGGAGCUGCUGAAUGCCUUUCCCUCCUCCCAUGCAGCACUUUAUUUUUGUAAGAAAAUGUAAAUACAUAAACUCAGAUGGGCCAAGAGGGCAGAGGAGCACUUCUCAGAGCCGGGGUUUGGAUGUCGAACCCACGUACCAAGCCCCCUGGGCAAAACAGGGCACGGCUGCAGCCCAGGGCUUGGUUUGCAACCACCCCCUGAGCCUGCAAAUCCGCAAGCAUUGCUCAGCCAAAGGAUGACGCUCGGUGCCGUGCGGCAUUUCCAGCCCAGCCCCGGUAAACAAGGGGGACAAAAGGGGGUUUUGAGCCAUGCUGAGCACGUCUCCCUUGGGCUGGUGCCCGUGGCUGCCCCGGAUGAAUGCCUCCUCCCGACGUGCCGCAUAACGGGAGCCUUCAGAGAUGCGU